Messenger RNA from Caenorhabditis sp. 36 PRJEB53466, 780 nucleotides. Lineage: Eukaryota; Metazoa; Nematoda; Chromadorea; Rhabditida; Rhabditidae. The record is from the annotation of a GenBank genome assembly.
AUGAACGGCGUGGUCGCCGCACUGGAAGAGAUGCCGCCGGUCACCCGGUUCUACACGGGAGCAUGCGUUCUAUUGACAACUGCCGUUGUGAGUCAGAUUUUCCUCGAAUCUUUCAAAUUCUUGUUCCCAGCAUCUCGAAUUCGUGACACCAUUCCACCUGUAUUUCAACUGGGAACUGAUUGUCCGCAAGUAUCAACUAUGGAGACUCAUCACGUCGUUCUGCUUCUUCGGAUCUUUUGGAUUCUCGUUUCUAUUCAACAUGGUCUUCACAUAUCGAUAUUGCAUGAUGCUUGAAGAAGGAUCUUUCCGCGGGCGGAGGGCCGACUUCGUCUACAUGUUCCUGUUCGGUGCAGUUCUUAUGAUCAUAUCCGGAAUCUUCGUGCAGAUUCUUUUCCUCGGACAGGCCUUCACUAUCAUGCUCGUUUACAUUUGGAGUCGACGGAAUCCGAUGAUUCAAAUGAAUUUCUUCGGAGUGCUCACUUUCACGGCUCCUUAUCUUCCGUGGGUUCUCUUGCUCUUCUCUCUUCUUCUCGGAAACAAUGCCGUCGUCGAUUUUAUGGGUAAUUUACAGCAGAAACUGAAGAAACCGCUGAUAUUGUUCUAGGAAUCGCUUGCGGACACAUUUACUUCUUCCUCGAGGACGUCUUCCCGUACCAAGAGCACGGAAGACGCUUUUUGAAGACUCCUCAAUGGCUCGUUUAUCUGUUCGACGAACGGAGACCGGAACCAUUGGCAGAAGACGAGAGGCCCGGAGGAUUCGAGUGGGGAGCCGAUCACUGA